AUGGAGAGUGAUAGAGAUCGGCAAAGGGUGUUGGAGGAAACAACUCGAACCGAGUCCAGAUCUGGAGAGAUUAGUAGUGAGGGCAAGCAAGGCAGGUUCUUAAACUCGGAGAACAUUAGAUUCGAUAGAAAUGAUCUGGUGGAUCCCGUGGAGGGUCUGGAGGAUCAGGCAGGUCCGACGGAUGCGAAAUCUCCCACGGUUCUGGAGGAAGCAGAUUUGGUGGCUCCGGCAGAGGGGAGAGGGAUAAUGAAGUCAGGAGCAGCCGAUCGGUUUGUUGUGCUCUCUGGGCAGUCCGAUCUAGAGACUCACCGAGAAUCUGGGCAGUCCAGUCUAGAAGAUGACUACAAAGGGAAGAGGAGUCAGCCUCGAAUAUCCUCAAAUUGA
This is a messenger RNA of Arabis nemorensis, 384 nucleotides long. Lineage: Eukaryota; Viridiplantae; Streptophyta; Magnoliopsida; Brassicales; Brassicaceae. The record is from the annotation of a GenBank genome assembly.